UGUUUACUAACAGGUCAAUGAACUAUGAAGACUUUAAAUCUAGAAGUUAAAACUGAAUCCAGUUGCUGAUUUGAUUUCUCUGAUUUCUGACAAUAAUACAAGCAACAUACGAGAUAAGAUCUUGUUGAACUGCAGCAGAACUGAGCUUAUAAACCCUGCAGCAGCCUACACAAAAUUUGUACGCAUUCGCUGUAUGUCCUUGAGCAAGUAAAGCCCUGUUCACAUUAUACAACCGAGUAAAUUCAUACUCAGGGAUCUGGAAAGGACCACUAGAGACAUGGCGAUCCUGAGCGAGAAGCAAAUAGCAGCUGUAAAAAAGCAUCGGUACUCAGUAGAGGGGACAUCUAUAAUGGAUUUUUUAGAUGUUUUGUACUUAUGGAUGGCAAAGGAGAUUCAUCACAGGGUCACUGCGAAUCUGGUGACAAUUAUUGGCCUCGUGUCGGUUGUUCUUUCGUGUUCCUUCGUUGCAUAUUUCAGUUACAUUGGAGACCAUCAGCAUUUGCAAGCCAGUGGGUACUUCUGUGCGUUCGGAUUCCUUAUGUGGAUGUCCUGUGACAGCAUCGAUGGAAAGGUUGCACGGCUCAGAGGCUUGUGUAGUCCAUUUGGUGAAGUUCUAGAUCACGGGGGCGACGCAUUUGCCUUGAUGAUAGCAUCCGUUGCUUUAGCGUGUUUCUUAGGGGUAACAGACAACCCACUUGGAACAGUGGCCUGGAUAUUAGGGGACAUGGUUGUUAAUUAUGUUUCGGAGCCAUAUACCAUUUACGUCUGUGGACAUACUAGGAUUGAAAGCAUUGACUUCUACGAAAUAUUGACGCUGUAUAUUGUCGUAAGUCUUAGUUAUGCCUCAUUUGGACCGACCAUCUGGAAAUACAUGAUAUUACCAAGUGUUGGUUUCAGAGUUGUUCACAUUUUUUAUGGAUUAAAAAUUUACAUUUGGCUUGAACUUGCAUUUGGAAAAACAAGGCAAUUCUACGUUGUAACAAAAAGCCGUGGAUUGAGUUUCUGGCAUUCCAUUGCCCCGGUUAUACCUGUUUUCAUAAUACUGACAUCAGCAUCAAUAGCCUUUGUUAGUGUUUCCCAAGAGGUCCUCCAAGAGAAUGCCAUCCUAUUCGGCCUUUGCUUUGGAUUUUGCUUCGCCAAGAUUCACGUGCAGUUAAUCAUUGCAAAAAUGUCAAAGUCAAGUUUUCAUCUGCUCGACACUGCAUCGGUUUUGCCAGUUGUUAUCAUGUUUGGCUGUGUCAUGAUUGAAGCUAGCGCCGCUGAGAAACAUCUCCUUAUCUAUUCUACGAUUGUAACAGGCCUGGAUGCCAUGAUAUACUUCCUUCGCCUGCUCCACCAGCUCUAUCAUAGCCUCGGACAAACACUAUUCCUUUUGGACCACAACCAAAACCAAUGCAAGGAAAGCAAUGGCUUUUCAAAAUAACAGCAAGGAAAGGAAACAUUUAUUUCAGUUCGAAAAUACUUUCUUGAAGGUCUUAUUCUACUUCCCUAUUUUGAAAUAUGGUUAAAAACGGUGAGGUAUAUUCGCUUCCCUGCCUUUCUCAACCUGUCUUUCAACAGAUACACUGUGAAAGAUAUUAGGAAAACAGACGAAAAUUAUUUAACAUGGCCUAAAUACAACGUCUAAACUAAGACAAGGGACAACACCGAUCUCCAAUGAACGCUCGUUGGUUCUAAGCAGCAACAAACCAUUCAAGCUAUGACAGACAGAUAUAACUGCUUAACUCUCACUUUUUUAUCGGAAAGAUUCAAGGAUUUUCAAUGGAGAGUUAAACUGUAGAAGCCUUUUUCAGUGAGAAAAGAAUUGCAAGGCUACAGGGGCAGGAUCAUCCAAUGAACUUUCUGAAUAUCAGAAUUAGAAUUUCGCUGACCAAAGUAUAAUAUGCAUAUAUGAUCAGAUUAAUAGUUUAAUUUUCGUUUUUGUGCCUUUCUUGACUGACCGCAACACUCCUUAUCUACAUUUUAAUCUAAUUUAUCACUGUAGAUCCGAACAUAUUUUUUUUGAAUAUGCUUGUCAUGUACUUGAAAUUUUGUAUUUUCUUGUUAUCUGGGUAUUAUUUAUCUAAUCAAAGAGAGUCAUCAGCACUCUACAUUAUUCUGACAGUUUUGUUUCAGAAUCAGUCUAUUUCUUGGGACUUUGGCAAUAAUUGCCACAGUUUUGCGACUUAUGAAAUGUGAAUGUAAAAAGACCUAUACAAGAGUUUGAAUUUGCAUGAAAAAACGUUUUUGGGGGAGAUAAAAAGGUUAGUUUACGGCAUCAUCAUGGCAAAUGAAAAGUGCCAAAAUGACUUAAACAUGGCCAUCCCUUUCCCAACCACUUUCAUCUUGGCCACGCCUUUUUUAUUCAAUGGGAACCACUAAAUUAACCCGGAGGGGGGCGCUUGUGUUAUGUUUGUAUUUGGUUGCAUUGCCGCACCUCUGGAAAGGCAGAUCCAUCCAUAGACCAAAUAUUCCCAAAAUUAAAUAUUCCCUACCCCACUUAGAUUUUAUGAUGAAACGACCCAAUCACAGGUUUAUCUCUUUAAAAACCCAGCCACUUCAACUGCACAUCAUGGUGUGAUCCAAUA
This is a messenger RNA of Rhopilema esculentum, 2567 nucleotides long. The record is from RefSeq and is a predicted model, not a curated record. Lineage: Eukaryota; Metazoa; Cnidaria; Scyphozoa; Rhizostomeae; Rhizostomatidae.